AUGGGCCUGGCGACCGCCAAGCUGCUGGCAUCACGAGGAGCGAUCAUUUCUCUCGCCGACAUCAACGGGGUUGCCGUGAAAGCGGCCGCCGAAUCGUUGACGAACAGCGAGAAGCAUAUCUACACCGUGGUUGACGUCUGCGAGAGCCGUUCCGUUAACCAUUGGAUCACGUCCACCGUGCAAAAACUGGGCAAACUCGAUGGCGCCGUGAACAUGGCUGGCAUCAUCACAGCAGCCAAACCGGUCGCCGAAGAAAUGGACGAGACGUGGGAUUUCAACUUCGCCGUAAAUACGCGUGGCGUCUUUUUCUGCAUGAGAGCUGAGAUUCGGGAGAUGCUGAAAGCUGGCGGCAGCAUUGUCUCUGCGGCCAGUACUUUUGGCCAAAUGGGCUCACCCGGCGUUGCGCCAUACUGUGCCAGCAAAGCGGCUGUGAUCGGGCUUUCAAGAGCAGCAGCGAAAGAAAACCCCAGCAUCAGGGUUAAUUGUUCCGUCAAUACUCCCAUGUCUGCCGGCGAAGAUCCCGAGGAUGUGAAGCGUGGUUUACAACAAACGGUACAGAAAAGGAGGGCGGAGGCAGUCGAAGUGGCCAACGUGAUUGCGUUCUUGUUGAGCGAUGAGGCGUCUUUCGUGACUGGCGCGGUAUAUAACGUGGAUGGGGGCUGGAUGUGUUGA
This is a messenger RNA of Exophiala oligosperma, 672 nucleotides long. RefSeq lists its product as uncharacterized. The coding region runs from base 1 to 672 and encodes 223 amino acids. The record is from RefSeq and is a predicted model, not a curated record. The transcript is spliced from 3 exons. NCBI's taxonomy places the organism in Eukaryota, Fungi, Ascomycota, Eurotiomycetes, Chaetothyriales, Herpotrichiellaceae. Gene Ontology annotation, molecular function: oxidoreductase activity.